Branchiostoma belcheri (Belcher's lancelet) is the source of this 1273-nucleotide messenger RNA. RefSeq names its product indoleamine 2,3-dioxygenase 2-like. The record is from RefSeq and is a predicted model, not a curated record. The transcript is spliced from 8 exons. Gene Ontology annotation, biological process: 'de novo' NAD+ biosynthetic process from L-tryptophan. Gene Ontology annotation, cellular component: cytoplasm. Gene Ontology annotation, molecular function: indoleamine 2,3-dioxygenase activity; heme binding; L-tryptophan 2,3-dioxygenase activity. NCBI's taxonomy places the organism in Eukaryota, Metazoa, Chordata, Leptocardii, Amphioxiformes, Branchiostomatidae. The coding region runs from base 1 to 1185 and encodes 394 amino acids.
AUGGAGAGGGUUCCCAGACUGUCAGAUUUCAACCUGUCCGAGGACCGGGGGUUCUUAACAGAAGAGGAUCCUCUGGAAGUGCUUCCGCCCUAUUUCAGUGCCUGGGUGGACCUAGCCAGAGAUACUCCCAAGUUACUGGAAACCCAGCAGCUGAGAGAAUGUGUACACAAGUUGCCGCUCCUGGACCACACCCGGUUACGGGGACACCUGGAGUGGCGGCUGGCCCACCUGGUGCUGAGCAUCCUGGGACAGGCCUACGUGUGGCAGGACGGGGAGACAGAUGUCCCAGCCCUCCUGCCUUGCUGUAUUGCCGUCCCCUGGUACCACGUGUCUGAACACCUGGGAGUCACCCCUAUCAUCUCCCACCACUGUGUCAGCCUGGCUAACUGGAAGAGAAAGGACCCAAAAGGACCGCUGGAGCUGGACAAUCUUCAGAUCAUGUACCACAUCACCUGUCCCAGGGACUUUGCGUGGUUUGCCAUCAUUCCCCUGGCAGUGGAGAUGGACUUCAUCCCAGGUCUACCUCUGAUCGUACAGGCACAGAAAGGGGUAGCUGAAGACAACCCCAAGUUAACCAAAGAUGCCCUCACCGCCAUGAUACCGGUUCUAAAGAAAAUUAACCAGACGUUGGGCAGAACGAGGGAGCAGUGUGACCCAGAAGUGUUCUAUAACGGGUUCAGGUACUUCCUGUCUGGCUGGAAGGACAACGCUGCCCUCCCUCGUGGUCUGAUCUACCAGGGCGUUAGGGAGGAACCAUUCCAGUUCUCCGGAGGGAGUGCAGCACAAGUUGCAACGCUUCAGUGCUUAGAUGAGUUACUGGGAAUCAAACACAAUAGCUCAGAAGCUGCCUUUCUUAUGAGGAUGAGGGACUACAUGCUGAGGGAUCACAGGAACUUUAUCGUUGCUGUGGGCAAGGGUCCGUCUGUACGCAACUUUGUGUCAAACUCCAAUGACCAAGGGUUGAGGACAGUGUAUAAUAUCUGUGUGUCAUUACUCAGGGACUUCCGCUCUAUGCAUAUAAAGGUCGUCACAAGCUUUAUCGUCAUUCCUUCCAAGAAGGCCAAGGGGCACAAGGCAGAAGGUCUAUCGAGUAAAGGUACAGGUGGAACAGGUCUCCUUUCUUUCUUGAAGAGUGUAAGAGACACUACAGUUGCUGCUCUUCUUCCCGAGGUACCCUGUCUCUGAUUGGCCAACAACAUUGGGGCAAGGAAACAGACAGGUCUCCUUCCCAGUGUCUCCUGUCACUGAUUGGUCAACAAGAUUGGGAGAAGGA